UGCAGGAUUUCAGCGCCAGUCUUCGCCGGACUUCCUUGGUUCAUUUGGCAUCACCUGCUCAGAGAGGAGAGGCGGUUUGAGCUACGCUUUGUCAGAAAUGGCUCUUCCUCGUCUUAAGUUUGUGAGGUUUUUCGGCGGUUUUGUGUGCGGAGUGACUCUCAGCACUGGUGCCUGUGUGGCGGCGCUCAGACUCUACCUGCCCGAGCAGCAGCGCGACGACUCGGGGGAAGAGAGAGAGAGUCCAGUGCAGAGUCUCAUUAAGCGCUACGGCCUCCCUCUGACCGGAGCAGAAACGAGAAGCUACACCAACCACAUCCUGUCUUAUGACCAGGGCCGAAGGACACCAAAGUGGGUGGCAGAGCAUCUGUCAACCGAAAAACUUCUUGGAAGAGCUGAUAGAAGGCACUGCAAGUUCAAGCCUGACCCUGGUGUUCCCGAGCUUUUCACUGCACACAACGAAGAUUACCUCGGCAGUGGCUGGUCUCGAGGACACAUGGCACCAGCUGCAGACAAUAAAUUUUCCCAGCAAUCAAUGGUGGAAACCUUCUAUCUCUCCAAUAUUGUCCCGCAGAAUUAUGAAAACAACGCGGGCUUCUGGAACAGAUUAGAGAUGUACUGCAGAGAGCUGACAGAGAGGUUCAGUGAUGUGUGGGUCAUCUCAGGACCACUUACUCUGCCACAAGUAGGAGAGGAUGGGAAGAAAACAGUCUCAUAUCAGCUGAUCGGAAAAGAUGACGUCGCCGUUCCCACUCAUCUCUACAAGGUCAUCCUUGCACAGAAAGAUCCUUCAGCUAAGGUCCUGGCUCUGGGUGCCUUUGUGGUUCCUAAUGCCCCUAUAGGCUUCGAUCAUCACCUGAGGGAAUACCAGGUGAGGCUGACUGAAUUGGAGAGGAUAUCCGGUCUGACCUUCUUCCCUAAAGUGGAAACUCAGAGCCUGAAAAAUCUCUGCACAGUGGACUCCUGUGAGCUCAUGGACUUCAAGCGUUUCACGCUAUACAUCACUGGCCGUAAAGUAGGUGGUGCUAAAACUUUGGCAAAGCUCGAUAAGAUAAUGGUGGAGCUGAAGGAAGCAGGAAUCACACCUGAUGAUUACUUGGUUAAACUGUACCUGGAGAAAAAACAGGAACUCUUGCAAAAGGAAAACCCAGAGAACAAGUCAGGAUAACUAAAAGCUGUACGGCUGUGUGACUGCUUUGUGAUCAGGUCAUGUGGUGUUUUUGUAUUGCAUUCUUUGUCGCACCUUCUACAAUUGUUUCCUUUUUGAUCAUGUUUUAAAGGUAAUGUAUACCAAAGUCCUGAAACUAUAUGUAAAUACAGUUUUAUAGUAAUGCCUUACAUGUUUUUAAAAAUCAUUCACUUUACUCUUGCAUUUGUUUUAGUUCUGACUGGUUUAUGGUAAAUUCUCUGACCUGGUAUGUUGGACAGUUGUUUUCAAGGUCAAGUUAUCUGAGAUUGUCCAGCUGUUUGCAUACCAGAACAAGUGUUUUAGAAUGAUUAUUUGAGGCACAUAUUAAAUGCUCCAGCCUUUUGCCUUAUAUGGCAGGGGUUAAACAUGA
Messenger RNA from Pygocentrus nattereri (red-bellied piranha), 1556 nucleotides. RefSeq names its product exo/endonuclease G. Gene Ontology annotation, biological process: apoptotic DNA fragmentation. Gene Ontology annotation, cellular component: mitochondrial inner membrane; nucleus. The transcript is spliced from 6 exons. NCBI's taxonomy places the organism in Eukaryota, Metazoa, Chordata, Actinopteri, Characiformes, Serrasalmidae. Gene Ontology annotation, molecular function: single-stranded DNA endonuclease activity; nucleic acid binding; metal ion binding. Bases 98 to 1165 code for a protein of 355 amino acids. The record is from RefSeq and is a predicted model, not a curated record.